Molecule: messenger RNA, 2939 nt
Organism: Dromiciops gliroides (monito del monte)
Lineage: Eukaryota; Metazoa; Chordata; Mammalia; Microbiotheria; Microbiotheriidae
Gene: FAM3C
Product: FAM3 metabolism regulating signaling molecule C
Exons: 10
Coding region: 176-853 (225 amino acids)
Source: RefSeq, a predicted model, not a curated record
CCGAGGGCUCCUUUUUGCUCUCUUCGGGUUGCAUCUUCAAGCUGCCACAGGGUGGUACUUCGAGAACUCGUUUAACCCCGGGCUUGCAGCCAGCUCGCAGGCUGAAGGGGGCUUUGUGUGUCUGCAUCUUGGAUACUUAUUUAAUGAAAUAGUGCCAUAGACUGAAAACGUAAACAUGAGGAUGGCAGGUGCUGUAAAGUUGGUGGUCGCUGUAGCAGUAUUUCUACUGACAUUUUAUGUUAUAUCUCAAGUAUUUGAAAUAAAGCUAGAUUCAAAUUUAGGAAAUUUAUUUGCAAGGUCAGCACUGCAGAUAGCUUAUACGAAACCUCCCAGGUAUAAAUGUGGGAUUUCAAAAGCUUGUCCAGAAAAACAUUUUGCCUUCAAAAUGGCAAGUGGAGCAGCUAAUGUUGUUGGCCCAAAAAUUUGUGUAGAAGACAAUAUUUUAAUGAGUGGUGUAAAGAAUAAUGUUGGAAGAGGAAUCAAUGUUGCAUUGGUAAAUGGAAAAACAGGAGAAGCAUUACGCACUGAAUUUUUUGAUAUGUGGGGAGGAGAUGUGGCACCAUUUAUUGAAUUCCUUAAGUCUAUUCAAGAUGGAACCAUAGUUUUAAUGGGAACAUAUGAUGAUGGAGCAACCAAACUCACUAAUGAGGCAAGAUUACUGAUUGCUGCCUUGGGAAGUACAGCUAUCGUUAACCUUGAUUUUAGAGACAACUGGGUCUUUUGUGGUGGAAAAGGUAUCAAGACAAAAAGCCCCUUUGAACAGCACAUAAAGAACAACAAGGAAACAAACAAAUAUGAAGGAUGGCCAGAAGUUGUAGAAAUGGAAGGAUGUAUCCCCCAAAAGCAAGACUGAACAAUAUGAAGAAUGUUAGACAAAAUUAUCUUUACGCUAUUGAUGGGAGUGCUAUGAAGGAGAUAUUACUCUGUAAAUAUUUUGAGAGUAUACGUCCAUCUUGUCAGUUAUGCAUGAGUGUCAACUCUUCCAAAAUCAGGAUUAUUUAUUGCUAACCUCAAGAGUAAACUUUGUAAAUAGGUCCACCAUACUGAACCUUUUCUAAGCUAUCGUCUCUCUAAAAGCACAGUAUUUAGAUUGCAUUAUGAUAAACAACAUCUUUAAGAUGUAGAAAUGUCUUUUUUAAGCACACAUUGUGAACAUACUGUUUUAUAGAUACAGUUGCGAUAAGAAUGUAUCCAUUGUGAAAAAUAAAGAGUCUUGUUGGGGUGGGGGGGGAGCUAAAACUUUUUUUUUUUAAUAUACUGCCCUUUUGAAGGCAGUAAUCAGUCUUUAAUAAAGAAGUAUUUGACUAGUUGUAUAUAUUCUGGAAUUUUGCUUUGCAGUCUAAUACCCCAAACCCCUCCUACUCUACCUCACUUCCUUCCCUACCUUAUUUCCGCACUUCCCAUGGAGACUUCUGGACAAUAAAGUUUAGAAAUAUAGAAUUAAAAUAUUUGAUUUAGGAAUUCAGAUCAGAUCUGCAGAAAAGCACAACAAAUCCUUUUUGUAUAAAACAGUGAUAAAAUAAAUGUAUAAAUGUAUAUGAUUUGAAAUGCAGCUUCAAAUAAUUUGUAUUUAUGAUGCAAAUAAGUUAACUUUGUAGUAGUCAUUUGAAGAAUGACCUGAUACGGUUUAGCAGUGUGGUCAUAGAAAUAAACAGAUUUUUAAAAUGAUUAUUUUUGUAUGUAUUUCUCUGACCAUCAUUCAUUCUUAUUUAAUGAAAUUCUGCAAUUUUUAACCAGUAUUCUGAAUGCUCAUAUUUGUGAAAAUGAAAUGCCUUCCUUAAUUUGUCGAUUUUUAAAUUUCUUCUAGCAAAAUGAUCAGUGAGAAGAAUAGUGGGUGGGUUGAGAGCUUUCAAAAAAACACAUGCCAGGGAAGGUUCUGUGCAUUCAAUCAUUUAUGCAACUCUACAAUCAGCAAUACUUUGCCUAUGACUAUUAAGACAUUUGAGAGGAGUAAUACAUUUUCAGGAUUUUAAGUGGAUAGCUCUAAAUACCCAAUAAUGCUCUAGUUAGUCUUUUCCGAAAUAUUUAAUUUAGGAAAAAUCAAGAUAAUUUUAGAUUCAGUUUUAUUAUAAAAGAAAUCUGAGGGUUUUAAAAAAAAUUUUGCUUUAUACUUCAAAAUCUUGCUCAAAAACAGCAAUAAAUCAAGAUGGAAAUUGUAAAUGUUUAUUGAAAGUUAAAUAGUUUGUUUUACCUAAGCUGAAUGUAAAGCAAGAAAAAAUGCACCAUAUGCUUUUGCACAUUAAAAAAAUUGAAGUUUUAGACAGUUAAGCAAAAUCACAUUCUGCAAAUAGAUGGACAGAUAGACGACAUCAAUUUCCUCAGUUCUGUAAAUUGAAAGGACAGCGGCUAAUUUUAUAGCAUCAGGGAUUGUAAAAUAUCAAAUUUCUUUCAGAUAAUGAUUAUUAAAUAAUCUUGGUUUUCCACUAUGAACAUUUGUUGUAAUGUCUGAUAAACUUGUUAGAAUUGCAAAUGUAAUAUUUUCCAGAUAUUUAUUAGCUAUUUAUCUUGCAAGUUUUAAAUCAUACCUGUGUAUCCUUUAGUUUUUUUGCCUUAGCAUUGUAUAUAAAAUUUAGAAAUCCAGAUAAUAAUGUGAUGUCACUUUUGAUGUAAAGACUAUGAAAUAGCUUUGAAAAGAUGAAGUUUCAAAAGAAAAAGAUAAGGAGUUAGUCUGUAACGUUCCCGAGGGGUGUGUUCCUGAAGAGAGAGAGACAGAAAGGGGGGGCAGAGGGAGGAAGAGAAUAAUGAAUAUGAAUAUACUCUAUGUGAUUUAUGCCAACUCUGAACUUUGGAAGCAAUAACUUUACCCACUACUUUCAUUCUCAGGUUUGGAUUUUUUUUUUAAAUCAUCUCAUUGUAAGUGAAGUUAUGUUCAUUUAAUUUUAAUGCAGUUUGAAUUUUCUUUAUUAAAAUCACAAGUAAAAUGUCUUUGGUAUCUUAAA